Molecule: messenger RNA, 756 nt
Organism: Iphiclides podalirius (scarce swallowtail)
Lineage: Eukaryota; Metazoa; Arthropoda; Insecta; Lepidoptera; Papilionidae
Source: the annotation of a GenBank genome assembly
AUGAUGGAUACAGUCAAGACCGUUCGGGAUACAAGUACAAAUAUAAUUGCCGAAAGAAGGAAGCUACUUCAGCAGUUUAUCGAUGAAACGAGAAAGAACAACAAAAAUGUUGACGUUGAAGUUGAGAAAUUAAUAGCUGAUAAAUUAUCGGACGAUGCUUGUCUUCUAGAUAAAUUCUUACUUAGUAAAUCAUCUAAUGAUGACGUCAUUCCUGAUGAGGUGGUAAAUGAAGAAAUUAGCCUCGUUUGCUUUACAGGACAUUAUACCACAACGAUGACCAUGAGCCACACAUUAUAUUGCUUAGCUAAAUACCCCAGCGAUUUGAGUAAAAUGAAGUAUUUAGAAGCUGUUAUUAAAGAAAGCAUUCGAGUAAUACCGACGGUGACUAAAAUUGGAAGGCAACUGGAGAAAGACCUUGAGCUUGCAGAUGGGCGAAUCGUCCCUGCUAAAAGCGCGGUGAUCGUAUUUUACGAGGCAAUGUUUGUCAACCCCAAAAUAUUUCCGGAGCCCGAAAGGUAUGAUCCGGAGAGAUUUUUAAGCAAUAUGCACCAAUUUGCGUUCGUACCUUUCAGCGCGGGGCCAAGAAACUGCAUCGGUUUUCGAUACGCGUGGGUAGCAAUGAAAGCCACACUUUCAAAUAUAAUACGAAGGUACGAAAUUCUCCCUGGCGGGCCAGGUUCAGAACCUCUGUUUAAAUACAGAAUCAUUACGGAGUCAGAAAAUGGUAUACACUUAAAAUUAAAGAAGAGGACAUAC